GAGUAAACAUUCAACUUGUGCCGUUGCACCGCUGAUGUUUUUAGGGGUGUGUGGAGGAGAAACCUGUCCAUCUCGUCGUAGCUGAAUUCCCCAUUGCUAUAUCACACACACACACACACACACACACACACCAUGCACAGGAUUCUACCUAGAACCCAAUUUAAUUUCCGGUUCCUCCAGAGAGACGGCUGAAGAACCAGUAAGGGAUCUAAAAAACUUUUUCCCCACACAUGAGUGACACGGUCGGAGGAUGUGGCUGGACCACUGUUUCCUCUGAACUCUGAAAAGCUUCUAAUUAUUCAGAUUAUUAGAUUAAUUGUUGUGGAUUCAGUAAGACGUCUGUCUCUCACCUUCACACCUCAGAGAAGAUGAACAGAUCAGCAGCACGUGUCUGGACCUGCCUGCUCCUCACCUGCUUUCUUUACAAGACGCAUGGAAAAAUUCAAGAUGUUCAUGUGACCUGUCAGUACUCUGAGGACUGUGUGCUUCCCUGCAGCUUCACCCCCUCGGGCAGGGAGGAGAUCCGCUGGUUCAGACACGACCUCCUCAUUUACAGCCAGCCACAGAGCGCAAACUUGAACAACGAGCUUUUCACGGGGAGGACGUCUGUUCUGGCUGGUGAGCUGUCUCUGGGGAACGCGUCACUCCUCCUGCAGCGCUGUGGGCUGACAGACAGAGGGCGCUACAGGUGUCAGGUCAGAACAGGGGAAAAAAAAGACGACUUCUUCAUCGUACUCAAAGUGGAAGCUCCUAUCCGCUCGGUGAACCUGGAGAUCACUCGUCUGAGCGGUUACGAGGAGGUCAAGUGCUCCACGUACGAGGUGUACCCCGCCCCUCAUGUCUUCUGGUCCACCGAUCCGCCCAUGCCCAUGGAGAAGCUCAAAUACACGACUAGAAAAAUGGCCGAUAAGGACGGUCUGUACGUCAUUGAGAGUAAACUGAAGAGGCUGGGGCAGAGGAGUGACCUCACCUACAUCUGCACGGUCAACUCGUCUUCUGCAGCUCAGAUGUGGACGGCGUCGCUCACUGAGACAGUUCACAACAACCUCACGUUCUCAUCAAAGCUCUACUCGUUCUCCAGCUGGAUGGAAAUCAGCUCAGGUGAAGGUCAGGACAUCACCAUCCCCUGCAGAAGCCCAUGGACCCUGCAGAACUUCACACUGACCUGGUCCUUCACCAGAGCGGACACGUCCACCAUCAUCUGCACAUACGACAGCGAGACGCAGCUGAUCUCCAACCUCUGGAACGGCACGGCGUGGCUCGAACCCCAGAGCGUACAGCGAGGCGACGGAUCCCUGCGACUGCUCGCUGCCCAGAGCCUGGACCACAUGGGAACAUACACAUGUAACAUCUCAGCGUUCCAGAGGAACCACAUGGGACAAACCAGGGUCAACAUCACCUCACGGACGUCUGAAGAAGACAAGAGGAUGCUGAGCUCCAGGCCCUGGUGGAUUCCUCUCGUCGUCGUCAUUGCUCUGAUCGUCAUCAUUACAGCUGCUGUAGUAGGAAUCGUGAAAUUACAAAAAAAGUGCUCAAACAAAGUGACCAAAAGCACAGGAACAGCCAAAUAUUCCAAAGAGGUUAAAGUUUCUGUAAACCAGAGUGAAGAAAUCGCAGAAGGAAGUGGUUUAACAUCUGAGCGAAAUAAAGAGGACAUGUGAGGAGGACAGGGGUGUUUCUACAAAAACACAUCAGAGAAAAUCACACAGAGAGCAGAAGCUGACCUGCAUCUGGACGAUCGCUGCUGGACUUUCACCUUUAUUUGAGAUGAUGAUGAUUUUUUUUUUCUCUCUCAUGUUGUUCAGAGGUCUGAGAUGCGAUGCUGUCGGUGUAUUCGGGUCACGCUACAGCUUCAGAACAUCUCCAUGACGUGAACUUUACACCGGUUACUGAAUCACACUGAAAUCACAAUAAACUUUAUUUUUUAA
This is a messenger RNA of Hemibagrus wyckioides, 1928 nucleotides long. RefSeq names its product HERV-H LTR-associating 2b, tandem duplicate 1 (gene hhla2b.1). The coding region runs from base 369 to 1661 and encodes 430 amino acids. The transcript has 8 exons. Gene Ontology annotation, cellular component: external side of plasma membrane. Gene Ontology annotation, biological process: cell surface receptor signaling pathway; positive regulation of T cell proliferation; negative regulation of T cell proliferation. Lineage: Eukaryota; Metazoa; Chordata; Actinopteri; Siluriformes; Bagridae. The record is from RefSeq and is a predicted model, not a curated record.